This is a messenger RNA of Macrobrachium nipponense, 9087 nucleotides long. RefSeq names its product terminal nucleotidyltransferase 5C-like. Gene Ontology annotation, biological process: mRNA stabilization. Bases 218 to 1693 code for a protein of 491 amino acids. Lineage: Eukaryota; Metazoa; Arthropoda; Malacostraca; Decapoda; Palaemonidae. The transcript has 3 exons. The record is from RefSeq and is a predicted model, not a curated record. Gene Ontology annotation, molecular function: RNA binding; poly(A) RNA polymerase activity.
AGCGCUCGUUUCUUGUGUUGGUGUGAGAGUGUGUCGUUAGUAUAUAUAGUGUCUUCCUCCUUCCUCGUCUGCCUUUGCUCGGUAUUAUUAUUAAUUAUAUUAAUAAUAAUAUUAUUAAUAUUAAUUAAAUAAUAGAGAGGAGUGCAGUCCGCCUCGUUCGUCCAGUGCAUCUCUCUGCUGCAUAUUCGACCCCCUACUCUAUUUAGUCUUCCAAGCCAUGGCUCCCAACACCAGUACACUGGCUUCCAACGACGGUCUCAACGCCAACGCCUCCGCCGCCGCCCCUACUCCUUCUUCCCCUUCUUCUUCUUCUUCUUCUUCUUCCAAGGGCGGCGCGCCGGUGGGGGCAGCAACGGCCCGUGGCCCGCCCGCGACUUUUCCGCCGGAGUUAAUACAGAGCGGCAGUGUGGCCAGCGCUGAAGAGCUACUUCGCAUCAGAAUGGAAGGUCUCCUCAACGUCGACAUGGAGGAUCAGAGGUUUGCUGUUCUCAGCUACGAGCAGGUGCGUCAACUGAAUGAUUUGUUACACGAGGUGGUGCCCAUACACGGCAGAGGAAACUUCCCCACGCUGGAGAUCCGAUUGCGGGACUUGAUCUGUAUGGUCAGAACUAAGCUGGAAGCUGAUUCCAUGACAGUGCGCGACAUUCGCAUCAACGGAGGUGCUGCAUCCCACAUUUUGGCCACGGAUUCCGACCAGGCCUACAACGACCUCGACCUCAUCUUCGCCGUGGAUCUGAGCACGCCGCGCAACUACGACCGCGUGAAAAAUGCCGUUCUCGAAGUGCUGUUGGACUACUUGCCAGAGGGCGUGAGCAAGAAGCGAAUGUCGUCUUGCUCGAUGAAGGAAGGCUAUGUCAACAAAAUGGUGAAGGUGAAUGACACUGACCGAUGGUCACUCAUUUCUCUGUCCAACAAUGGAGGCAGAAACGUCGAACUCAAGUUCGUCGACAGCAUGAAGCGCCAGUUUGAGUUCUCUGUCGACUCCUUCCAGAUCGUUCUGGACUCCAUCUUGCUCUUUUACGACUGUGCGGAGAUGCCCAUGAGCGAGAACUUCUACCCAACCGUAGCGGGCGAGAGUGUGUACGGCGAUUUCAGCGAGGCCCUCUAUCACCUGCAGAAGAAGUUGAUAGCCACGAAGAGCCCCGAGGAGAUUCGAGGCGGUGGUCUGCUCAAGUACUGUAACCUGAUCGUGAAGGACUACGAACCCGCCCGCCCCGAGGAGAUCAAGACCCUCGAACGAUACAUGUGCUCUCGCUUCUUCAUAGACUUUCCUGACGUUCAACAGCAACAGACGAAACUCGAGGCCUAUUUGUGGAACCACUUCGUCGGGGAGGACGAGGCGUUGCGUUACGAAUACCUGAUGGUUCUGCACCGCGUCGUCGACGAGUCCACAGUCUGCCUGAUGGGGCACGAAAGACGCCAAACCCUCAACCUCAUCGACGAGCUCGCCUGUCAAGUCUUCUAUUCGGAACAGCAGAGAUUAUACGCCAAACAGCAACAGCAUUGUAGUAGCAGCAGCUGUAGCAGUAGCAGUAGCAGCUCCACAAGCAGCACUAGCAGCAGUUUCGACGUACACAUAGCACCUCCUCCUCCAGUCAUCUAUAGCAAUGGGUAUUACUAUGCCCCCAUCGUGCCAGCACCCGCGCCCCCACAGUCUUACACUUGCACGUGUGGGUGGUUGCAGUGCGCCUAGUGCACGUGCUCUGCCCGGGUCUUCUAAGGAUGGGCAUCAGUGCCCUCCGGAGUAUCAUGGCCCGUUCAGUGCCAACAGCAAACACCUGGUGACGUUAUGGUUGUGCCCACCUUCUGACUGCCCAAACCACCCCUCCCCCCUCUGAGACUUUUAUUGUGAAAAGGACUAGAGUAAGAAAAAGCAAACCUUUUGUGAAGGUUUUUUUAAGUAGUUGAUUCAAUCAACUCCCCCCUAAUAAUUUGUAGGUGACGGGCAGACGAGGUGGUUUCAGCAGGUGUUAUCAAAACUGCUGGUGGCAAAUUUGCAACAGCAGCAGUGGCAGGAGAGAUUUUAAUAGGGCUCUUAUGCCUGUUUAUACUGCUACUGCCCCUGCUGACCUGACAGCGAAUCCUGCUGUUUUAACAACCUAAUUGCCACUUGACUAUUGUGAUAUGUACAUGAGUGUGUUUCCACGCCAUAGCCACGAAAAGAGACUAUCAUUAUUUAAAUAAAAAUUAAAAUGCCGUACGCCAGCCAAAGGAGUAUUAAAAUGUCAAAAAGUUGAUGUGAGGAAGACUAACAGUUGAGGAACUGUUAAGUGUUGAAAUGACAUAAGAGAAAAAGAGCCCCCACGAUCAUGAUCAGCACACACGCAAAUAAUCAUUUUGCCGGCUGGAAGUUCGCCAGGGAGGAUGUAGUUCGCUUCUUUGCGCCCCCUUUGCCCAUCUCGUCAUAAUUGCAAGUCUCAUUUAUACCCAUAACGACGCCUGAACGGUCGUGUUAUUCAUUCACACACAACAGUGAGUGAGUUUGUCUUGUCAUAACUAGGAACUUUGGAAGCCUACGAUGUGUUAUCAGCCAGUUUGCACGAAGUACAAGAACCCGAGGUUACGGCUGUCAGAACGUGCACAAUAAAGGGAAGGAUACAAUGGGAAAGAAAAGGGUUAAAUGAAGCCAUUCAGUGCCAGUAAAAUGAACCAUGUCGUUUUUAGUUAUUUGAUUCCGGUAUUAUUCAACCGAUGUCGUAACUUGAAGUGUUGGAAGUGUUUUAAAGGUCGGUGCCAAAAAAGUAUACCUUAUUUGAGGCAAGUCUGUCAGUGUUGUUUAAGUGCUCACUCGCCCCCACCCUCAGCCCAACGUCAAGAGGCGCUGACACUCUUGAAGACCAGCUAAGAAAGGCUCUCCAUCCACCGACAGCCUCAAGUAUCUUACAACAGGAGGUGGUUUCCCCUGCAGCUACGCCUACAGGAUGAGACUGACCUGCCAUGACGUGAGGCCGCCUCCCGAUGGGUGCACGAACGCCCCUGUCCACCUGUUUCUCAUGCCCUGCGGAGGGGUAGACAUGGUGUUUGUACAGGGGGGCAUUGCACCCAGCAAGUCAUAGGUGGAACAGCCCUUCAUACUUCUGUCAUGAGGUUCUAGUUUGCUUGACCUCUGGAGUCUUGGAAGAUUAUAUUUCUCUGAAACGAGUCGAACAGAGUAAGUGGACCUUCGACGCAUCGAGGUGACGUCAAAACGUCAAAUGAACUUCAGUGAGCGAACAAGAGCGAAAAACUGAUUGUAGUGGGUCUACGUGUAUGGUAUAAUAUGUAAUGAUUUGUUUAUUUCUUAAUUGGGUUAGGUUCAUAGUGACGAUUUGUAAGACUGGCCAUACAUCUCGACAUCAUAAUCAUUCCACACGAACUGUUUCCAUCACUAAGAGCAGACAUUAGGUGAAACUUUUUAUUUUUUUAUCUGCAUGGCAGAUAAAAAGUUCACAUUGUGAAUGCUCCCCCCGUCUUCAUUUCUCUUCUUUUCCCUGUUAUCGCCUCUCCCAACUCCACGUAGGAGAAGAAGUGAGGAAUUUCCCUGAACGUCCUCCCUCCUUUGUAUUGUACAUAUGGUGGUUAUACUUAGACAGCAUAUUCAUGAUGACGGAAAUUUGCUUCAUUUAACACCAGCUCAUGAUAGAAGUAGAUUUUCGUAUGGUGCUUUUUGUUUUUCUGUCCAACUUCGAAACAUCAGUUUCGUCAUCGUUUCAGCUGUCCUCUGUAGGUUUUGAAAUCUUACAUUGUGUAAGGUGUUAGAUGCGAUAGUACUUAAUUUCAACUUGGUGAUGGAGAAUAGUUUCAUAACACUAUUAACAGGCCAAUGCAAGUUCGAAUAUGGGCGUCCUUUCUUUGUUGUUGACAGUUUAUAUACAGAGACGAUUGUUGGCCAGAGGCAACCUUGGGUUGAAGAUUACACAUAAAUAAGGCUUGUAGGCUUGAUUUAUUUUCUGUUCACUCCUAUUUAUUUAAGAGAAAGAAGGAAAGGCAGGCACGGUAGGCAUUUUUUGGGCGAGUGACUGACGAGGUGAGAAAAAAAUCUAGUACCUGAACCUUUUCACCCUGGCGAGCAAAACCAGCUGUGUCACAAAGCUAGGCUCACUGUAAGGCUAACAGAUGUCAAUGUCUUUAUAUCUACCUGUACGUGUGAAAGAUGUACGUAGAAUACAUAAUUUAGUCAUGCAUAUAAAUCUUGUCUGGCAAGGGAUAGGUAGAAAGUACUAGCUUCGGCAAUGGUAUGUAUAUCUUUUUUAAAAAGUCCACGGGCUUAACUUGCCCAUUUCACGAAGGUACAAAGUUGUAGGAGUGUGUGAGUUUGCUGCUGCAAAUGUCUCUUUUUGUAGCCAUCCAGUUCAUUGAUCAACAUUAGCUCUAAAUAAACAUUUCGACCAUUUUAUUCAUGCGAUGUAUAGACUUAAGUCAAUCUUGUAUAACUGUUGAAUGAAAGUUAAAUACUAGUGGUGUGGUGUGGAUCAGAUGUUUUAAAAAAUGUUGCAGUUAUAUUCCUCUAAAUGUGAUAAUAAAACCUUUACUGUGGAUGAAGCUAGUGCAUAGUUAGUAGUUACUACAAAAAUCGUUUGUGUUGCGAUACCUGUAUAGGUCUUGAUUUCUCUCAGCGGGACUACAUAUUAAUUAGAAGGAAAGCGUCAAGGAGUGUGAAUAAUAAUAACUCCCAGAGUUAAAAUAGCAAGCAUAAAUAGUCUGCUUUCUUAGUGAUAUACUAUAAUGAUUAAAUAUAAUUAAAUACUAAAAAUGCUAUUUUGGAAUUCACUUUUUCGAAGUAUUUUUCUAUCUGCACAAAUGAUGGUGGGUCGGUGGGCAUGACAUCUUUAUAGAUGCUGUAAUAAUUUCAUUCAGUGGUUCGUUGUUGCUAAAGUGAGUGAUUCGUUAAAUAAUUUCACCUUUAUUUAAAGGAAAGAAGAAACAUACUGUACUGUAUUUAGUUUUCCCUACUCCCAUGCGUUGAUAGAAAAUGCAGUGCGUCCAAAUGAGGGGGAACUACAUCAUAUUAUAGCUGUACAAUUGGUAUAGGCUUGCACCAUUUCUGUGAUAACCUUUGUGGGUCGAUUUUCUUUGAAAAGUCGCUUUUUUUUCAUGUGUAGCAAUUCGAUGGAUGUAAUGUUCCAAGUUCCGCAGUUGCAAAUUUUUGUCUCGUUCAAAGUUCCGCAGUUGCAAUUUUUCCUAACUUAAACGAGUACAACAAAAAUACCAUUAAAGAAGGCAGCCCCUUUUACUACUAGUAUCGUUGAAGAUUUCAUGCUCGAUGUCCCGCAUGCCCCCAUGCAAAACGCCAGAAUGCAAUCUCCUCGCAAGGAGGAUGCGAAGGUCGAGGAUGAGAGUGGAAUGAGUAUACUUGUAAAUCCUCUUAUAUAACAACGGCCGUAACAAUCGAAGUAAGCUUUCAUAAAACACGAGUAAGUCUUCUCUCGGCCCUUAUUUCAUGUCUUAGAACUUCACUAUCGAUGUGACUUGAUGCUUCCCUCUCGUCCUUGUCGUUUGCAUCUUUGUGAAGCGAGGUAAUGGCAUAUACGUACUUUUCGUUUAUUUUAUUUUUCAGUCAUUUUUAAGCCUAAUGGUGUUGCUUUAGGAGACUAUGGGACACUAGAAAUGAAUAAGUGUGUCCCAGUGAAAUGACAGUGAAGUUUAAGUAGUUUGUGUACGGAGAGAAAAGCAUUUUUUCCCCGCUCCAAACGGUUACCUUAACCUCGCCUGUCGAAUGAAUUUGGGAAGAAAAUAGGCACACUACUGAGCACUUGUGGUAUCACCUUAGCAAAGUGAUUGCAAAACAUUAGAUAUUUAAACUUUUUAAUAUUACAUAUACAUUCAGUAGAACUUUUAUUCUUUAGUGCUCUACUCGAAAAGAAAUAGGCUCCUGUCUCCCCACAGUAUAAGCUUACAAGGAUUUCCAAGAGUAGCGGUUGGUAUAGUGAGGGAGCGAAGCAGUAUAGUUACCACCGUAGGAGUUUGGUACUUAUCAGUACCCCCAUUUUCUUUUAUAUAUUUUUUUUGUAAGCUUCCGUCACAUGUUUUGUAGAUCUCAAACAAGAAUCGAUAUAUUGGAUUGUUUCCUCAAUAUCGUAAUGGGUUUCUUGUAAUUCAUUUUUAUUCAUCUCGCCUUCAUUUCAUUCAAAACCAUAUCAUUUUUAUACUGUUGGAACUUAUAUCAGUGUGUUCCAUUGAUAAAUGCAGUUAAGCACUUUUUCAUCUUAUUUUUAUAUGGAUUUCAGUUUUUAAAAUUAUCUUCAGCCUUUCAAACUUAACUGGUGCCUCAACAGCCAGACGACUAAGGAAUAUGUAUAUUUUUUUCUAUGAAUUAUUUUCUUCAGAUGUGUUACCUGUGGGUUUCUUUUUCUUGAAGUGUUUUGUUUACAGGUAAAUAUUAUAUCGGCAUCAGGGUUAUUUUUUCUUUUUUUAGGAUUCUUAAAUUUUACUUUUUCUGGCUGAACUGCAGUCAGGCCUGUAGGCAUCAGUAUUAUUAAAAGUGUAAAUAUCAUUCGUGGUGUCGAUUAAGCUGCACGAAAAUGGUUAAAUAUGAAAUUUGUAGAUUGUUGAUUUUCUUAAAUUUGCAGAAUGGAAAACUUUUGAAAUUGAUGUAUUGAUUUCGAAAAAAGUCAUGUCUUAAGAACUGAAGACGUGCGAGUUCAAUGAAGUAUAUUGUACAAAGAAGUGGAACCACAGGGUGUAUAGUAAAGAGGAAAUAUAUAUGUAAUUAUAUAUAUACAUUGUAAAUAUAUAACAAUAGAAAAUAACAACUUUUUAUGCAGCCAGGGCAGACAAUGAUUAUUUUUGAGUAUAUUAAGGCCAAACAAUUAAAUGAAAAAAUAAAAAAAAAAUAUCAUCCUUCCAUUCUGUUUAUAUACACGUACACGUAUAUUUGAUGCUGUUUUCCUAGAAUAUAAAACGCCAGUUAUUGUUGGUGUGCUGUGUUCUCGGCAAUGGCUGUUAGGGUAGGGUAUUUUAUUUAUUUGUUAAAUAUACUCAACCUUAUGGUUUUGCUCAUGUUUCAUAAUUAGCUUUUUCCAGAAUUUAUAUCUAAUUGCCUUUCUUUUGAGUGCAGAUGUGAUGCAUAAUGUAACUUUAUAAAAUAGGGACCAAAAAGUUUGAAAAGCUUUUAUUACUUUUUUGUUCUUUUUUAUCAAACGUCAUUUGGCAUGCCUUAAAAAUGUUUAGUUCAGUGUUCAGCAGGUUGAUUGAUGAAUGAAGGUGCCACACAAAUUGCCAAGUGAAAAUCCCAUUACCUUGUUCUUUUCCCUGAUGUGUACCAGGAGUGAAGUACAUUUAGCUUGAUCUUAUCUGGUGAUGUCAUCAGUUGUAUAAGUCGACCAAAGGUAGAAGUCGAGACUAUUAAAUGGUUCUUUUUAACACUUCAGAAGAAGCUCAGUGACUCAGAGAAUCUGAAUGUAGUUCUCCUGGAACAUGAAUAGGGAAAAGGAUAGGAAUCACUGGUAUAUAUAAGGAUCAUCAUGUAAAAACUAGGGCUGCUACAGAAUUUUGAAGCAAGGUUUCCAAUAUUAUGCAAAGAUGACGGAGCAUUAAUGUGUGGUGAGGGCAUGAGUCAUAGAAUGUGUAAUCUUCACUUGUGUACAUAUGUAAAAUUAACACUUUUACACUUAAUUGUUUACACUGUUCAAUUAAGCAUACUCUCACCACACACUCCGACUGAAGACCCUCUGUGGAAUAUCUUGUUGUCCUCAUCUACUACUACUACAAUUUAAACGUCUUAGAUGAUAGUUCACUUUCCUUUUGGAAGGUUGUUGCAUGCCAUUGACAGGAUUUUACUGUUAAAUGUGAACCCUAUAAUAGGUUUUGCACAAUCGCCCUAAUAAGCUUCAGAAGGUUCAAAAUGGGCGAUGUUGGAUUUCUUAGAUAUACUGUAUACUGUAUGCUGUAUAUACCGUAUGUAUAGGCAAGCAACUGCCCUUCCCUGUCUCCAGUGCCAACCAUCAGUAGUAGUGGCAGUAGCAGGCCGUGGCAGCACGAGUUAAAGCAGGCCUGUGGUGACAGGUAUUUGUGGGUCAUUUAAAUAUAUAUACAUGUGUGUGGAUUUAGUUAUGUUCCUGAAGAGGGGAUUUCUGAAUCUGUCAAUUUAUUUAAGAGUCCCUCUAUGUCAAGAGAUAAUUGUAUUGAAUAAAGAAGUUUGUCUAGUACUGCUGUAGUAGAGAGUGGAGGAGGAGUAAGCUGAAACCCACUUCUUACCUGGCUGAGUGCCAUUGCUGCUCACUGUUCUGAACAGUCUGCCAUGAUGUGUUGAUUUCUGCCAUACAUCAGAAGACAAAUUGUCUAGCUUGGAUGAGACUGCUUUUAAAUGAGGCUCCCAGUAAAUCUCUUUGUUUCCAUGCUGUCUAUCAGUUUUGACAGUUUUUCCUUAUGCAAGUUAGGUCUGGGAUUGAAAAGUUGUAAUGGCUGUUACAUUUUAAAAGUGAAUUAUAUUAUAUAAUGAAAGUAUAUUAAUUAUAAUAAUGCUGGUGUGUCAAAUCUAUUCUUAAAAGCCUUACUGUUGAUUAUUAUUAUCUGGUAUGUGAAGUCUGAAGUUCAAGCUGGACAGGUGUCUUAAUCUCAGGAUGUUCAAAUUUCUCACCAUAACCAUCUUGUAUUCUGGAUAUAAAUGCUAUGUAAAACUGUUAGUAUAAUGUAAAAAAAAAUGCUUUAAAAUCAUAAAUACAAAAAAGUUAGAAAAUUACAUUGCUCUAUUUUUGCUUUACUUGAGGGCAUAUAGGGUAUUAGAAAAUCCUGUAUGUGUUUUGAUGGGGAUGUAAUGAUGACAUACAUGAGGCUGUCAGGUUCAAGUAAACACACGCCAUUUUUUUUUAUUAUGAAAUGAAGCUUUUACCUGUGAUUUUUACAACUGUAUCAUUAUUAUGAAGAAAAAGGUUGUGUUUCCUAAGCUCGCUUUAGUUUGAUGUGAUCAUUUAUUUCGAGAACUGUUUUGGUGAAGUAAUUCACUCUCUUGUAUAAGUGCCAGUGGAUUGCUAUGCAAAAUCCAUAAGCAUUAUACCAAAAGUCAAUCCACUUAUUUUUGUGUGUUUACCCCAGACUCAACAACUGACAGCCAUAUAUUAUACGGUAACAAAAAAACAAAGAUCCAAUAAAAAUCAUAAAAUGUUUAAA